AUGGUCACUCCAUGCUACAGAAAAGAGGGUAACUUUGAAAUGGUUAUAGAGAAGUUUCGUCAACUUGAAACAAGAAAAAAAAACUGCUGCAACUCUUCAGGUGAAGGAGGCGAGGGUGAACAACCACCUCCUCUAGAAGGGGAAGCACCGCCUCCACCGGCAGGUCCUCCGCCGGAAGGUCCUCCGCCGGCGGCAGAAGCCCCUCCACCAGCAGCUGAAGAACCCCCGGCAGCUCCAGCCGAAGGAGAAGCAGAAUGAAACAUGUGAUUACACUAAUUUUCAUUGCGCCGUACUGAAGCGCUCCAA
Ctenocephalides felis (cat flea) is the source of this 306-nucleotide messenger RNA. Its product is annotated as classical arabinogalactan protein 9-like. NCBI's taxonomy places the organism in Eukaryota, Metazoa, Arthropoda, Insecta, Siphonaptera, Pulicidae. The transcript is spliced from 3 exons. The coding region runs from base 1 to 258 and encodes 85 amino acids. The record is from RefSeq and is a predicted model, not a curated record.